Messenger RNA from Musca vetustissima, 1139 nucleotides. RefSeq names its product ATP synthase subunit gamma, mitochondrial. Bases 175 to 1071 code for a protein of 298 amino acids. The transcript is spliced from 2 exons. Lineage: Eukaryota; Metazoa; Arthropoda; Insecta; Diptera; Muscidae. The record is from RefSeq and is a predicted model, not a curated record. Gene Ontology annotation, molecular function: proton-transporting ATP synthase activity, rotational mechanism. Gene Ontology annotation, biological process: proton motive force-driven ATP synthesis.
GUUAGCCGGCUUGACAUUUGACAGCAGAUAUUUUGCAAAUUUUUUUUAUUUGCCAAAAAUAUCAUCUCUGACAUUACCACCUAUCUGACUUACAUAAGAGUAGCCUCUGUCAGUGUGUCAGUCGUGUCGUGAAAAAUUCUGCAUACCACACGGAACCUUCGAGCGAUUAACAAAAUGUUUUCCCAACGUGCUGCAACUUUAUUGGUCCCUUUGGCCGUUGAGGCUACUUUGCAGGCCCAGCAACAGCGUGGUAUGGCCACUUUGAAAGCCAUUUCCAUUCGCUUGAAGUCCGUUAAGAACAUUCAGAAGAUUACGCAAUCCAUGAAGAUGGUAUCAGCUGCCAAGUACUCGCGUGCUGAACGUGACUUGAAGGCUGCUCGCCCCUAUGGUCUGGGUGCCCAACAGUUCUUCGAGAAGACCGAAAUCCAAUCGGACGAUAAGGCCGAACAAAAGAAAUUGUUCAUUGCCAUGACCUCUGAUCGUGGUUUGUGCGGCGCUGUCCAUACCGGUGUUGCUCGUUUCAUCCGUAACGAAAUGAUGAAGGACUCCUCCAACACCAAGAUCAUCUGUGUCGGUGACAAGUCCCGUUCCAUUUUGUCCCGUCUCUAUGGCAAGGACAUUUUGUUCGUCGCCAAUGAAGUUGGCCGUUUGCCACCCACCUUCAUUGAUGCUUCUCGCAUCGCUCAUGAAGUUAUGAAGUGCGGUUAUGACUUCACCGAAGGCAGCAUCGUCUACAACCGUUUCAAGUCCGUUGUGUCGUACCAAUGCUCCACACUGCCCAUCUUCAGCUCAAACACAGUCGAAAAGUCCGACAAAUUGGCUGUCUACGACUCCUUGGAUGCCGAUGUCAUCCAAAGCUAUUUGGAAUAUUCCCUUGCUUCCCUCAUCUUCUACACCAUGAAGGAGAGCGCCUGCUCCGAGCAAUCGUCCCGUAUGACUGCUAUGGACAACGCUUCCAAGAACGCCGGUGAAAUGAUUGAGAAGUUGACAUUGACAUUCAACCGUACCAGACAGGCUGUCAUUACCCGUGAAUUGAUUGAAAUUAUCUCUGGUGCUGCUGCCUUGGAUUAAACAUCCAAUAUUGCUGUUACUAGCCAGCCUUAGGCAUAAUAAUAAUACAAAUACAAUUCGAAGAAAAA